Molecule: messenger RNA, 3427 nt
Organism: Toxotes jaculatrix (banded archerfish)
Lineage: Eukaryota; Metazoa; Chordata; Actinopteri; Toxotidae
Gene: sdc2
Product: syndecan 2
Exons: 5
Coding region: 375-1010 (211 amino acids)
Biological process (GO): cell migration
Cellular component (GO): cell surface; membrane
Source: RefSeq, a predicted model, not a curated record
UCAAGUGAGCGCUGAGGGAGAGAGGAGAGCGAGCGAGGUGUCUCGUGCGGAUUUCACUGACAGAAGGCGCGCGGAGGACUUAGCGAUUAAACCGUACUUAUUUGUAAAUAUAUAUUUUGUUAAAUUUACACAGAGGGAAAAAAAAGGGGGGAAAGAAGUGCCUGGAGAGAGAGAGAGAGAGAGAGAGAGAGGGGGGAGGAAUAACCAAAACGCAACACGUAUCCGGUGGGAUCCCACUCCUGAGAGAGAGAAGCGGCAGGAGUUGGAGCGAGGGGUGCAAGGAAAGCGAGAGGGAGACAGAAGAAGAAGAAGAAGAGGGGAACGAUUUGACAUUUCACCCGUAACAACGCGUUUUUAACUAAUAAAGAGGAAUAAUGAGGAACGUUUGGAUAAUUUUGACCCUCGGCCUCACCGCCGUCCUCUCCGGGGAAAGGAUAGCAGAAGGAGCCAAGGCAUCAUCUCAGGCUGAUGACUUGUACCUGGAUGACACAGGCUCAGGAGGUUAUUACCCUGAAGACGAUGAUGACUUUAACUCAGGGUCUGGCUCAGGUGGGGGUGAAGAUGCAGGGGAAACGGUCACUGUCAGUACGGUUUAUUUCGAGCCCAAUGCAGCAGAACCCACCCAGGACUCCACCAAAGAUUUCACCCCCAGGGUGGACACAGCCACGGUCAGAGAAAAGGACAGCACACCCAGGAAACCAUUCACAACAGACGCACCAGUGCCAGUUACAGUGGGAGGAACGCAGAGGAACCAGCUGACCAGUACAACUAGUGCCCCCGGCUCACCCCAGGAGGCCAUUGAAGUCCGCACUGAAAACCUCUUCCAGAGGACAGAGGUGUUGGCAGCUGUUAUUGCAGGCGGUGUGAUCGGCUUCCUGUUCGCCAUCUUCCUCAUCCUCCUGCUGGUCUACCGCAUGAGGAAGAAGGAUGAGGGCAGCUAUGACCUGGGAGAGAGGAAACCUUCCGGCGCAGCCUAUCAGAAGGCCCCAACCAAGGAGUUUUAUGCAUAAAAUCCCACCCUCGCAUCACUAGAUUGACAAAUCUCAAGUGACAGUCGCAGUCGACGAUAACAGCAAAUAUGUUCAAACACAAGAAACAACAACAAAAUGUCUUCAAGUCGAUUAAGGAAAAAUAGCAUAAAGGAAAGCUUUUGCAUAGAGUAUUGUAAUUAAGACCUUUUCUUUCUUCUUUGUUUUUUAAAAAUGAAAACCAAGCAUUUCCCAUUUUAUGGCAAAUCUCAGUGUAUUUAAACAUUUUGUGUAUUAUUUGAAAAGGCUGAAAAAAUGAAAACAGGAUCUGUAAAUCGCAUCUGUCUUCUGUCAAAGAAGCUGUUUUUAGUCACUGACUACUCUUAACUGUAGCAGUAUGUUAUUUGUAAAGAAAAAAAAAUUUAAAAGUGGAAAUAAUUGAAUAUAAUUAUUCUGUAUCAAUCCUACGUUCAUUUUUUUUCUUUUUAUUUUGUCCUAGCAUGUCUGAUGUUGAUCUCUAAAGGUGUAUUACAUUAAUUUAUCUUUUAUCUCUGAUGUUAAAAAAAAAAUGCCUUUGUAGUUUUGAUGAAGCUCUUUGGUCUUCAUAUUAACGCUGUUAACGGUCAAUGUAAAUGUUCUCCCUUCAGGUUACAAUGUUUAUUAUUUGCUCUCACUCCAAUUUUUUUUUUUUUUUUUUUUUUUUUUUUUAGUGGGCGUUUCAUUAUGUCUUGUUGAUUUGUUUGUCUCUUCUCAGUGUAGCCUUUUUUUUUUUUUCCUUUUCAACAGCGUUUUAUUUUCAUACCAGGAAUUGGUCUUUAAAAGAUAAAAAAUAAGUGUGUCAGGGCUCAAGAAAAAUCACAAAUCUGGCUUCUGUUUGAUGUCUUGCAGGACUUCUUUUCUAUUUAAAUGCAUUCUCUUUCACGUUGCACAUUCACUGCUUUUGCUUCCCACUGCUAUCGUGCAGCUUCGCGUGUGUUUAGUGUUUUGGGGUGAAGUUUCUUCUCCGUGGCUUGUGGUGUUUUUGGCCCAAAGCCACCUACCUCCCCAGCGUGUCCCUUGAGUUUACUGACUGCAACCAAACUCUGCUAACAUCUCUUUCCCCCCUCUCCUUCUCUCUGUUUGCCCUAACCUCCCUCACUCCCACCUUCUUUUUAAUCAGAUUGGAGCAUGGCCAGUUGGGCUGUCAAUACCCACGCUCCCCCCACCAUCCACUCUCUCUCUCUCUUUCUCACCGAGCUGUAUGGAGCCACCUGGGUAGCCUGGUGUCAUUGUCUGUGUCCCAGUGUUGAUGCUUAAGGCCCAAAGAUCUGCUCAUAGAAGGCCUGCUACUGCUUGGACACAAACAAACCAGGCCGGGGCUGAAUCCCCACAUGCAGAGCACAUACCUCUGCAUAAAAACAACACCAGAACCCUCCUCUAGAAGCCUAGUUUCUCAGAGGGAUUGAUAAAUAAGGCUGCACAGAAAAUGUAAGACUCGAGUGUUAACGUUUGAAUAGUUUUUGAGACUGACAUUGAGUGCUAUUCAUGCGUUUUAGUGGUGAGUGCAGGCAUUUCAAAAUAGCUUCUGUUUAAAGAUGAGAUUGUUUGCCAGGUUUGCAGCCUACACAAGCGGUUUGUUUUUAUGCCAUUUUGCAUCCCCAAAUGAGUUUAACCGAAUAAAAGGCCACAAAAUGGCUGCUGCAAAGUAGCUGCAUAGCUACAUCAAUGGAAAACAAAGGUUACUGUCUUUUCCUUUUUUUUUUUUUUUUUUUUAAAUUGUCUAUAUUAACUUGCUCUGAAGAGACACGUGUUUUGUCUGGCAGGUUUGUGAAGUUGCCUUUUCCAGCUGUACAGUAAUGUGAAGUAGAUACAGUAGAUGCUGUCACAUCGUCUAAACUCCUAACACCACCCACAUGCAGCUGUUUCACCCCUCUACCUCUCCAUCCCUCAUGUUCCUCUCUUCAUCUUUCAGUCUCUCUGUGAGAAUUUCCCCAUUUCUGUUGUCCUUUCUUGUCAUAGGACCUAAGGUACUGAACUAUACUGAAAAACCCAAAGACUCACAGUAUUUCUACUCCCACCAUCUUCUCAUACCCACUCCCCUCCACCAUGGCCACAUGAUGUUGUUUCCUCAUUCUCUCUUUUUCUUCACUCUUAGUUUUUUUUCCUCUCUCUCUCUCUCUCUAUUAGAGACCUGACCUUUGAGUCCAAUUGCUUAUUAGUAUAUGAAAAGAUAUAUAAAUAUAUAUAAAUGUAUAUUCACAAAUGUUUUAAACCUUCAAAGUGCCUACCAUUUGGAAAUGUACUUGCUCAAGGUGAGCAUGUGGCAGGUGUGUUACACAAAGGAGGGGUGUAAACGACUUGACUGGCAUUCUGUGAGCAUGGAUGACUGUAAUGGUAACUUUUUUUUAGUCUUACAAAAGCUGACAGUAUUGUACCUAUAAGUUGAAACAACACUACUGAAUAAACAUUGUGGCCUAAUA